AGUGGGAGAGAGCGGAGAGCCGAGGGCUGAGUUCCUGGGGCUGCACAGAGCCGCCCAUCUUCAGGUCUCCGAGACCUGCGGCCACCAGGAUGCAACGGGUGCAGCCCGUGCAGGACUGCAAGCCCUGAAAGUCUGGGGGUGCCACGCGGUCCCACAGCCUGCCCAUCACACAGCCGAGAUGGGCUCAGCUCCUGGACUGGCCACAGACAGAAAGCACAGCACACUCUCGCCGGCGAGAGUCUCUGCCUGAUCCGGGCUGCGCAGGGCACAGGGGCGGAAGGCGGCGGCCAGCCUGCGGCGGGAGAUGCAGAGCACCGUCAACUACCUGUGGCAUACGGACGACCUGCUGGGGCAGGGGGCCACGGCCAGCGUGUACAAGGCCCGCAACAAGAAAUCCGGGGAGCUGGUUGCUGUGAAGGUCUUCAACACGGCCAGCUACCUGCGGCCCCGCGAGGUGCAGGUGAGGGAGUUUGAGGUCCUGCGGAAGCUGAACCAUCAGAACAUCAUCAAGCUCUUCGCGGUGGAGGAGACGGGGGCUGGCCGGCAGAAGGUGCUGGUCAUGGAGUACUGCUCGAGCGGGAGCCUGCUGAGCGUGCUGGAGAGCCCCGAGAACGCCUUCGGGCUGCCCGAGGACGAGUUCCUGGUGGUGCUGCGCUGCGUGGUGGCCGGCAUGAACCACCUGCGGGAGAACGGCAUUGUACACCGCGACAUCAAGCCUGGGAACAUCAUGCGCCUGCUGGGCGAGGAGGGCCAGAGCAUCUACAAGCUGACGGACUUCGGGGCUGCCCGCGAGCUGGAUGAUGACGAGAAGUUCGUCUCGGUCUACGGCACCGAGGAGUACCUGCACCCUGACAUGUACGAGAGGGCGGUGCUUCGCAAGCCCCAGCAGAAAGCUUUUGGGGUGACUGUGGAUCUCUGGAGCAUCGGGGUGACCCUGUACCACGCAGCCACUGGCAGCCUGCCCUUCAUCCCAUUUGGCGGGCCCCGACGCAACAAGGAGAUCAUGUACCGCAUCACCACGGAGAAGCCAGCCGGGGCCAUUGCGGGCACACAGCGGCGGGAGAACGGGCCUCUGGAGUGGAGCUACACCCUGCCCAUCACUUGCCAGCUGUCCAUGGGUCUGCAGAACCAGCUGGUGCCCAUCCUGGCCAACAUCCUGGAGGCGGAGCAGGCCAAGUGCUGGGGCUUCGACCAGUUCUUCGCGGAGACCAGCGACAUCCUGCAGCGAGGCGUGGUCCACGUCUUCUCCCUGCCCCAGGCUGUCCUGCACCACGUCUACGUCCACGCGCACAACACGACACCACCUCUACCCUUUGUCUCCCAGCCCUGGAGAGAAAAUCACCCAGUCCCUCCCUCUGAGAAGCGGAGCCUAAGUCUCAGCUGCGGCGUGGGUCACCCUCGAGCUGAUUCCUGCCUGUUUUCACCCCUCGCCUCCUCCUCUCCUGCCUGUUCCUGGUUUUCUAGGAUAGCCAUCUUCCUGGAGGCCGUGUACGAGCAGACCAGCGUGGCCCCCCAGCACCAGGAGUACCUCUUUGAGGGUCACCUGUGUGUCCUCGAGCCCGGCCUCUCUGCUCAGCACAUCGCCCACACCACAGCAAGCAGCCCCCUGACCCUGUUCAGCAUGGCCAGCGAGCCCCCCAAGGGGCUGGCCUUCAGGGACCCUGCUCUGGACAUUCCCAAGUUUGUCCCCAAAGUGGACCUGCAGGCAGAUUACAGCACAGCUAAGGGCAUCUUGGGUGCCGGCUACCAGGCCCUGCGGCUGGCACGGACUCUGCUGGGGGGACAGGAGCUGAUGGUUCGGGGGCUGCACUGGUUCGUGGAGAUGCUCCAGGCCACGUGCAGGCGGACGCUGGAGGUCACGAGGAUGGCUCUCCUCUUCCUCAGCAGCAGCCUCGGCACUGAGAGGUUUAGCGGCGUGGCCGGGGUGCCUGAGCUCCAGGAACUGAAGAGGACCACAGAGCUGAGGUCCAGGCUGCGGAAUUUGGCUGAGGUCCUCUCCAGAUGCUCCCACAAUAUCACGGAAACGCAGAAGACCCUGAGCGACCUGCGCUCUGAGCUGGUGAAGAACCGGGAUCAGGUACAUGAGGACAGAAGCAUCCAGCAGAUUCAGUGUUGUUUAGACAAGAUGUACCUCACCUACAAACAGUUCAAGAAAUCCAGAAUGAGGCCAGGGCUGGGCUACAACGAGGAGCAGAUUCACAAGCUGGAUAAGAUGAAUUUUAGUCAUUUAGCCAAAAGGCUCCUGCACGUGUUCCAGGAGGAAUGUGUGCAGAAGUACCAGGCGUCCCUGGUCACACACGGCAAGCGAAUGAGGCUGGUGCACGAGACCAGGAACCACCUGCGUCUGCUGGGCUGCUCCGUGGCCGCCUGUAACGCGGAAGCCCAGGGAGCCCAGGAGAGCCUCAGCAAGAUCCUUGACCGACUAUCUCACCAGCUCCUGCAGGACAGAACACAGGGGGCUCCGGCCUCCCCACCCCCGACAGCUCCUUAUCCCAGCUCUGCGCUGAAGGACCUGGUUCUCCACAUGCAGGAGCUCUACGGGGAGAUGAAGGUGCUGGCGUCUGACCUGCAGGACAACAACCGCAUCAUUGAAGGGCUAAGCAGGGUCCCACUGGCUCCUGACAUCUGAGCUUGGGGAUGUGCACGUGGAUCCUGAAGCAUUACUGUCGUUCAAGCACUGCCCCGCUGCCCGCACUGGGGACCCCACAGGACGGUGCCGGGUCCACCUCACCAGCCUACCUCCCUCCUGGCUGACAACCGGGAGCCACCAGCAUUACCUUCCGCGGCCUUUCCAGGGGGGCAGCGCAGCAGGCCCAGGAGCACCGGCCAGGUCCCAGGCUGACCUGCGCCCCUUCCGGGCCCGGCCCAGCCCCUCUGUCUUCCUCGCUGUGCAGCGAACCUGCCGGACCGCGGGGACCGAGGCGCCCCUCCCUCCCUCCCCCACCCCGGUUUGCACGGCUUCAGUCCUCAGGGAACAGCAGAGGGGGCCUCCCGGGGGCUCCCCAGUGUGGUGGGGCAGGCGACUCCAGCCCCAUCUUCCUUCCUCUUCAAGUGUUUCGUGUUGAACAAACAGACCUCUCCCUUCACCCAUGGCUGCUGAGGGUCACCGUCGAGGUCUCGGGCAUGACCGCCUGAUGUCCCGUUCCCUCCGGUCAGACUGAGCCUAAGCUGAGGAGCAGGGUGGUCAAGGCCGGGGCCUGUGUCUCGGGGACCUCCCCCCUCCCUCUGGGGCACCACCAGAUUUGGGGGUUCGCAGGCAGACACCAGUAGCUGUGCCAGUUAGCACCAGCCUGUGAGGCCGGAGCCCCGAGGAAGUCAAGGCCUGCAGCUUUCAGAAAUGAAAUAAACAGGACUCUUUUCUGGGUA
Odocoileus virginianus texanus is the source of this 3366-nucleotide messenger RNA. It is a transcript of the gene IKBKE, whose product is annotated as inhibitor of nuclear factor kappa B kinase subunit epsilon. NCBI's taxonomy places the organism in Eukaryota, Metazoa, Chordata, Mammalia, Artiodactyla, Cervidae. Gene Ontology annotation, molecular function: protein serine/threonine kinase activity; ATP binding. Gene Ontology annotation, cellular component: cytoplasm. Gene Ontology annotation, biological process: peptidyl-serine phosphorylation. The record is from RefSeq and is a predicted model, not a curated record.